This is a messenger RNA of Folsomia candida, 1877 nucleotides long. RefSeq lists its product as uncharacterized. Bases 25 to 1131 code for a protein of 368 amino acids. The record is from RefSeq and is a predicted model, not a curated record. The transcript has 2 exons. Lineage: Eukaryota; Metazoa; Arthropoda; Collembola; Entomobryomorpha; Isotomidae.
CUAGAGUGUUAAGCACCGUGCACUAUGGAAAAGAACAAAAGUGACAAUCAAAACUCAAAGAAUUUAUGGACACUUUGUGCAAAAAAUCAGCACUUGAUUGCCGACGAAUUGGAGAAAAGUUGUCCGUCCCAUGUAGAAUGUGCGAAAUCUCUUUCGAUGCAAAUCUACUGGGAACUGGAACAAGAAAUGGACGAUGAUGGUGAUGAGAGUUAUUCCGACCCUAGUAAUUAUGGAACUAAGUCCUCUAAAAAUUCACAAGAAUUUAAAAAAUGGAUUGAAAAUGUUGUUUGUGACGAACACAACCAAGAAAAGAAAGCAUUGUCAGUCUUGUUUGAAAAUACGAACAAGCGUAUGUUAGAAAACAAGGAUAAAAUUGAUGCUAUUCGAACCACAAUCCUUGAACUUUCUGGUGGUCACAAAGCACUGUUGGAAAAUUGUGAGGGAAGUUUACAAAAGAUUGAUGGAUUCAUGUACAAAGAUGUUGACGACUUUGAGAAGCAGUCGGGCAUACGAUGUCGUGCAAAGUGUCAAAAUUGUGGGUCCAUCAACACCAAACCAAUCUCUUUGGUCUCACAUUCCUGCAGUUUUGAUGCAUUGCAACAACUCUUCACAUUGAGACUGACGGAUUUGAAGGGCAAGAAAUUGCUUGACAUCGGUUCAGGAAUGGGUUCCAUUCUUUACGCAGCCUAUUGUCUUUCCGAAUCUGCACAAAUCACUGGAAUUGAACUUAACAAGCGAUUGUGUGACAUGGUAUCGAAAGUAGCAGUUUCACACGGAAUGGACAAAAAUGGUCGGUUACAAGUGGUUAAUGGAGAUUUGUUAGACCAUGCAGACCUUCUUCAAGAUAGUAAUGUCAUAACUUUUAACAAUUCCUUUGAAUACUUUGUCCCUAGAAAUGUCCAAAUAACUUUAUGGCAGUUUAUUAAACGGAACAUCAAGUCGGGUUCCCUACUGGUCACAAACCCUUCCUUGGAAAAGUUGUUUUCUCCUUUGCAACCCGAACUAGGAAUUAAAAUUGAUGAGUGGGUAUCGCCAUUUAUUUUCCCUCCCCAUGAAGCAUAUGAUAAAUUAGUAGCUUUAUCAGUAAUUCAGAAACCUGACGAAAUAUUUUGUAUUUACAACGUGAUCUAAAUAGUUACAAGGAUAUAUUUACAAUAAUUUACUGAAUUUUAUACUAGGCUAAAGCAGAGAUAACAAAGUUAUCAAAAACACAAUGUAAAUUUGGUGACUUGUCUAAUGUGACUCGUUCAUACUGUACUGCAGAGAAUGUCCUUCGGACUGGUACUGGUUACCGUACUGCAAAAUGAUGAUAAAGUAGGUCACGACUGCCCCAAGAACCUGGAAUAAUCAAAUAUCUAUGUGCAUAUGUAUACACAUAACCACCCAUUAAAUUUUUCCAUUAUACUUACUGUCACGAUGAAGGGCUUAUCCACAACAAAGUAGUGUCCGCCUGUUAGGCACAUGCGUUGGUGAAAGCUCAUUUGCAAACUCAGGAUGAGAUGCCUCCUUGCAACGCUGUCGUGGACACUGAUCCCCUUCGUCUUGAUUAUCUCGUAACUCUUGUUGGCCUCUUCUGACACGUAUGCGGCGUGCAGGGAAACGGACAGGAAGACGUAAAUGUUCUGGAUAAGGAGAACAAUCGCCACAAACGUGUCCAACCCGUCCCCGUGACUGUUGAAGAUUGUAAAAGUGUUGCUCAUUGCAACGUAGUAGAGCUCAAAGCACAUGUUCAAAAUCUGCACAUUUUGAAAUAAAAUAUGAUUAUAAUGUCAUCAUAAUUUUUAUAAUUUUGAUAAUUAGUUUAAUACAUAUUAUAUGGAUUUACUAACCUGACUUCCAAAAUAAGACAAUAAAAUCGCCGCAAACACUUUAUCCGU